CGUAGUCUCAGUCAUGUCGGGGGUGUCGUCGUGAACGUUGGCCUCGCGCUCUGACCGAACAACGCGUCGAGCGACACGUGCAAGUGUCGAUCCGUAGACCCGAGCCCUGAAUUUUUAACCCUUCGCCUUCCGGUGGUCACCGCAACCUCGAAACAAGACCCCAAGAUUCCGAACACUCCGAGGCAGAGUAGGACACCGAAGAAAAAGGAGAAGAUUGAAGAUAGGGAUGUGAAGUUUUCGGUAAAGUAGGAUGAAAAAGGUGCCUCUGUUCCAAGGUAGAGAGCGAUGCCCCUCACCGUUGGUUCAUGGUAGAGGAUCAUUGGGUUCGGGAUUCAGCUUCGUAAAUGAGUCGUUGAAGCUGAUCGAACUACGUUAGAAGUAGCUAUUACGGUGGUCAGUAGGCUGUGCUGGUGGGAGAUAAUUUUUUGUCUGUCAGUGAAUAUAAGUGGACAAAAGUUGUGUUAAACAAACAUAAUAAAGUACAGUUUAAGCGAAGGGAUUUUUUUUAAUAAACUGGCACGAUAUAAAUCUUGAAUAUGAGCACGGUGUUGCUGUAGGUCCAUCAGGACGUCGAGAAAACGGAACUUUGAAGUUCGGUAUGAGUACAGGAGGUAUUCUCAACGAGGCGACAAGAUGACGAGGCGUAAUGUUUUGGCGGGUGCACGCCGCGCCAUCCUCUUUGCGGGGGUCUUGGCUUUGCUUAUCCUGGCGUUAUCGAACCCUGAAAAUUCCAACGAAAUAUCCCAGCCCGCUGUAGCAGAGGAGGAGGCGAGGACCAUCGAGGAGCGUAUAAUGGAGGAGGAAAGGUUGGUGGAAACGGAGUAUCGACUAGCCGACAGGCGUAAUUUCCUGACGGAAAAGUGCGCGGAGGAGGGUUUGGACAAACCUGGAAACGACUCGCUCCACAAGCCGAACGCCUGGGAGUUCCUCGUUAACAGGCAGCAUCACCUCAUCUGGUGCAACAUCUUCAAGGCGGCCUCAACCUCGUGGAUGUACAACUUCAAUCUACUUGCAGGGUACAGCGCGCAGUUUUUGAAGGCGUCGAAGACAGUUCCGCUGACAUUGGCACGUCAAAGGUACCCGAGACCAACGGCAAAAGAACUCGCGACGUAUUUGAACGACAGUGUCAGUUUCCUGAUAGUGCGUCAUCCGUUCGAGAGACUUUUGAGCGGUUACAGAGAUAAGCUCGAACAGAGUCUGCCCAACACUUAUCACAGCAAACUUGGAGUGCACAUUUUGUCGCAUUACAGACGGAAGACGGCAAGCGGCGGUCGCCAAGGACCAAGAUAUCCGCUCUUCGAAGAAUUUGUCAGAUGGCUUUUGUGCGAAUGGAAAGCCGGCAACGAGUUGGACAUGCACUGGACACCGAUUGCCAAUUUUUGCACACCGUGUCAAGUGCGGUUCGACGUAAUAGCGAAGUUCGAAACACUCCACGACGAUCAGAAUUAUCUGAUAAAACACGCUCACUUAGAUCACGUCAUAAAACCGGAGUGGAAAAACCCGACUCGCGGUACGCAGACGAAAAACGCUGUCAAAAGUUACUUCACGCAGCUUACCAAAUCUCAAAUCCGAGAUCUCUAUCAAAUGUUUAGAUACGAUUUCAUCCUGUUCGAUUAUUCGCCGGACGGUUACUUCGAACUUGGCAGAGAAGACGACGCGACGACUUUGUCGCCAAAGAAUUAGAAACGAGACUUGAAAAAUCGCAUUCGCUGUGAAGUGGAUUACAUGAUGGUAGAAAAAAAGGGGUGAAAAUCAAGAUUGAGAAAACGGGGGAAAAAACAAACCGAGAAAAUUAAGGGGGUUAAAAAAAAAAUAAUUGGAACGUUGAUCGACGCGCGACUGUGGAGAUAUAAGAAAAAGAAAAUGCGAAGACUGCCGGCUCCUGGACGUGAGAGAAAAGGGGGAAAAUAUCGGAAAGACGGGGUGAAAUUACUGCAGGAUACCUGUCUUCCACUUCUAUCGAUUUCACCCUUCCCAGACAGCUAACUCAAGCACUAAAAAUGCUUAAACGGGUUUCCCCCUGAAGACACGAACACUUUAAUUAGGAACAAAAAUAUUUUCCCCCAUGAAACUGUUUCCGAGAGAAAAGUAGAGAGUAGAAAUAUGCUUCAUCCAAAGUAACGAGGUGAUGAGUAAAAAGAUGGAAUGAAAUUCAAUCGAAGUGCAGAAAAAUUGAUCCGUUGAAAUAAUAAAAAUUUGAAACACGUGAACGUUAUUUAAUUGUAAGUUUUUAUCCGUAGCCUUAAUUGAUCGAUAAAAUUACCAUCAAAAGGAACAACAAAUAUUUAAAAAUUCAUUACCACCGAUUUGAAUUCUCUGUCACUGCAAUCAUUGUAUAACGUGUUUCGGAAUACGAUUUAACAUCUGAACUGGUAAAAAUAACCUCUCCGCGUUGAGAGUAAAAACGCCGGUAAAAAAAAAUGUACUACAAACAAAAUAGAUAAAAAAAAAAAAGAAAUGUUAUUGCCGUUAUAUAAUACGUAACAAUGAAUACACAAAUGUAUACACAUCAAAUGCAUAUGAAAUAUGAGUAACUAAUAGCAAUAAUAAAUUAGGAAAGGCGAAAUUAAACCGGCUACUGCACGAUCAUAUUUUAAAUAUUAUAAGGUUGAAUUUACACAGUUUCGUUAAUCUUCCACGAGUGUGACGUGUAUUUGUCUGUGUGUGCGUGUGUUAAGAUAAUUUUCAACCCUAGACUUUGCAGUUCAAAUUGUUCGUUGAAGAAA
Molecule: messenger RNA, 2726 nt
Organism: Neodiprion virginianus
Lineage: Eukaryota; Metazoa; Arthropoda; Insecta; Hymenoptera; Diprionidae
Product: carbohydrate sulfotransferase 11
Exons: 8
Coding region: 634-1683 (349 amino acids)
Biological process (GO): carbohydrate biosynthetic process
Cellular component (GO): membrane
Molecular function (GO): sulfotransferase activity
Source: RefSeq, a predicted model, not a curated record